Messenger RNA from Diaporthe citri, 684 nucleotides. RefSeq lists its product as uncharacterized. The coding region runs from base 1 to 684 and encodes 227 amino acids. Lineage: Eukaryota; Fungi; Ascomycota; Sordariomycetes; Diaporthales; Diaporthaceae. The record is from RefSeq and is a predicted model, not a curated record. The transcript has 3 exons.
AUGCCAAGGACCAGCUUGGACUCGUCCCGAAGUCUCAAGACGCUGCCAAACCCUAGCAGAGGACUGCCCGAUCCCAACGACGGCCUGGGCGGAUACGGCCUGCCCUCCACCAUCCGGUCGAUACAAAAGACGGGCUUCCGCAGGUGGGGCUUCCGCAUCUACCGCUGCACAUACGACGACGACGACGACGACGCCUGGGACCGCUACGUGGGCAACCUAGAGCACAGGCUCCAGAAGGGCCUCAAGGCGACGGGGUCCGACUACAUGCUCGCGCCGUACCACGAGUGGACCAUCGUGGAGGACCGCGAGGCCCUGGACGGGGCGGCGAAGGGGGAGGUGCGCUCGCGAUUUCGGCGGUGGAGAGAGGCUCGCUCGGUGCAGCGGGACGGGCCUGGGGCGGACCACGAGUUGAUCGGGUUGAUCGGGCUGGUGGCGCGGUUCGAGGCGUGCAUCAUGGUUGAUGAGGAGUGCCUGGACUCGAUGGAGAAGAAUAAGGGCAAGGCCAAUCGGUUUGAGCCGUAUUUUGUGGUGAUCGGGCACCAAGGCCUCCCACUGAGGAGGAGUUGGAGGAGCUCAGAGAAACUGGGGAUGAGGUCGUAUGUGGUGUUGUACGAUGAGCUCUGUGGGAUGGGGCCUUGGUGGAGGCGGAGGCAGGACCCUCCCGACAUCUAUCCCUACAUUUGA